Molecule: messenger RNA, 1968 nt
Organism: Gallus gallus (chicken)
Lineage: Eukaryota; Metazoa; Chordata; Aves; Galliformes; Phasianidae
Gene: ILK
Product: integrin linked kinase
Exons: 13
Coding region: 76-1464 (462 amino acids)
Biological process (GO): protein phosphorylation; cell-matrix adhesion; integrin-mediated signaling pathway
Cellular component (GO): stress fiber; focal adhesion
Molecular function (GO): protein binding; ATP binding; protein kinase activity
Source: RefSeq, a predicted model, not a curated record
GGAGGCGGCCGGGGCGGAGCCACGCAUUGCCCCGCAGAGCCACCGCCCUACGCCGUCGGAGCCGCGACAGCCGCGAUGGAUGAUAUCUUCACGCAGUGCCGGGAGGGCAACGCGGUGGCCGUGCGCCUAUGGUUGGACAACACCGAGAAUGACCUCAACCAGGGGGAUGACCAUGGCUUCAGCCCCCUGCACUGGGCCUGCCGCGAGGGCCGCUCCAACGUGGUGGACAUGCUGAUCAUGCGGGGAGCGCGCAUCAAUGUCAUGAACCGCGGUGAUGACACCCCGCUGCACCUGGCAGCCAGCCACGGCCACCGCGACAUCGUGCAGAAGCUGAUCCAGUUCAAAGCGGACAUCAAUGCGGUGAACGAACACGGGAACACCCCCCUACAUUAUGCCUGCUUCUGGGGACACGACACGGUGGCAGAGGACCUUGUGGGUAACGGGGCCUUGGUCAGCAUUGCCAACAAGUACAGCGAGACGCCCAUUGACAAAGCCAAGAUGCCGCUGCGGGAGAUACUGAAAGAGCGUGCAGAGAAGCUGGGCCAGAACCUGACCAAGAUCCCCUACAAGGACACCUUCUGGAAGGGCACGACCCGCACACGGCCCCGAAAUGGGACCCUCAACAAACUUGCUGGAAUAGACUUCAAACAGCUGAGCUUGAGCCAAAAACUCAAUGAGAACCAAUCAGGAGAGCUGUGGAAAGGGCGCUGGCAAGGCAAUGACAUUGUCAUCAAAAUGCUGAAAAUUCGGGACUGGACAACUCGGAAGAGCCGAGACUUCAACGAGGAGUACCCAAAGCUGCGGAUCUUCUCUCACCCCAACGUGCUGCCAGUGCUGGGCGCCUGCCAGUCCCCCCCGGCCCCCCAUCCCAUUGUCAUCAGCCACUGGAUGCCCUACGGCUCCCUCUACAAUGUGUUACAUGAGGGGACAAUGACCCCCAGUGCCACCUCCCUCCCUGCAGACUUCGUGGUGGACCAGAUGCAGGCGGUGAAAUUCGCUUUUGACAUUGCGCGGGGCAUGGCCUUCCUGCACACGCUGGAGCCCCUCAUCCCACGGCACCACCUGAACAGCCGCAGCAUCAUGAUUGACGAGGACAUGACUGCAAGGAUCAGCAUGGCCGACGUGAAGUUCUCCUUCCAGUGCCCUGGGAGGAUGUAUGCGCCUGCCUGGGUGGCACCAGAAGCCCUGCAGAAGAAGCCAGAGGAAAUUAACAGGCGCUCGGCGGACAUGUGGAGCUUUGCGGUGCUGCUAUGGGAGCUGGUGACCCGCGAGGUGCCGUUUGCAGACUUGUCCAACAUGGAGAUAGGCAUGAAGGUGGCACUGGAAGGGCUCCGUCCAACCAUCCCCCCUGGCAUCUCCCCACACAUCUGCAAGCUGAUGAAGAUCUGCAUGAAUGAGGACCCGGCCAAGCGCCCAAAGUUCGACAUGAUCGUGCCCAUCCUAGAGAAGAUGCAGGACAAGUAGAGGGAGGUGCCUCCCCGAUGUCUGACGCUGCCGUGCUCCCUUCCCCACCACCUCCAAGUGCCUUUAACCCCAGAGCUAAGGGGGAGCAGGGACAGCCCCCUCACCCUGAGCCAGCCACGGACACACGGUACAGAUGAUGCUGCCUUCCCUGGAGCUGCUCUGCAGGCUUCGGGCUCUGUAGCACCGAGCUAUGGCAGCACCUCCACCCUCCCUGGCAGCUGUGGGCAGACUGGGCAGGACACCUGGAUGCAAUCACUGAGCGUGGCGAGGCUCUGCUGCUCCGAAGCCACCUCAUGCUCCCAGGCCCAGGGCAGCUCGCCUACUUGGCGGUCUCGUGUUAAAAGUGUCCGGUCCUGGUGCUCUUCCCUGCUGAGGACAGCAGGGUAAAGGUUGCCUGUUUGUGCCCAGCACCACCCCAGCUUUGCGCUUCACUUCUUAUCGUUUCCAUCCAGGCCACGUGGAAAAGCCGCCAGCAUCUGAAAUAAAUAUUUGUUACAAAAUCUG